Aspergillus nidulans FGSC A4 is the source of this 712-nucleotide messenger RNA. Its product is annotated as GroES family chaperonin. NCBI's taxonomy places the organism in Eukaryota, Fungi, Ascomycota, Eurotiomycetes, Eurotiales, Aspergillaceae. Gene Ontology annotation, cellular component: mitochondrion. Bases 81 to 392 code for a protein of 103 amino acids. Gene Ontology annotation, biological process: protein folding. The transcript is spliced from 4 exons. The record is from RefSeq and is a predicted model, not a curated record. Gene Ontology annotation, molecular function: protein folding chaperone; ATP binding.
CUCCUAUCCAUCCACACCUGCUACCGUUAAUCUCCUAGACCGUUCGCUGUGUUUAACACCUUCUAUUGCAUAUUCUCACAAUGUCUCUCCUCCGCAACGUCAAGAACCUUGCCCCCCUCCUGGACCGCGUCCUCGUCCAGCGCGUGAAGCCCGAGGCCAAGACCGCCUCUGGUAUCUUCCUCCCUGAGAGCAGCGUCAAGGAGCAGAACGAGGCCAAGGUCCUCGCUGUCGGUCCUGGUGCUGUUGACCGCAAUGGCCAGCGCAUCCCCAUGGGUGUUGCUGCUGGUGACCGUGUCUUGGUCCCUCAGUUCGGAGGUAGCCCCCUCAAGAUUGGUGAGGAAGAGUACCACCUCUUCCGGGACUCUGAGAUUCUUGCAAAGAUCAACGAAUAGAGGAGACCAUGAAAUUAACUGACUCGGGGUCUUCACAUUCGUUUCGUUCCACUCGGACGAAAAUGUCCGAGUCCUUGUAUUAUACUGUUUGACAAAAUCAUGAUCUCAACGUUCGCAAUUCCUCUUCAACCCUAGAAAAGGAGCCUGGAUGAUGACAGGAACUCAUCCCUUUUCUAUAAUAUUCUUGGGAUAUUGUUUUGCAUCUAUUGCCGAAAGCGUGAAAUGACUGUUUUGCAUACCACUUGAUGUACUCUAAAUCUGGCUCAUGUCCGUGAGACAUGGCCGAGCAUAAAUAAUAACACUCGAUAUCUCCUCUCACA